GUAUAAAAGGGGGUGUGUCAGCUACUUUCUGUAUCAGUUCUCCUGCAGCUACAUGUUCAUCACUACUGUCACCAUGCAGACCAUUUUGCUUCUUACCAUACUUGCUUUGGCAGCAUCGCCGAUUUAUGCUGAAGAAGAAGCCUUGACAGAAAAGAAAGUUGAGAAGAGAGGAGUUUUGGGACUAGGAUACGGAGGGUACGGUGGUUACUAUGGAUUGAACGGCUAUGGAGCUUACGGACAACAUGGAUACUUGAAUGCUCCUGCGUACCCAGUACUAGGUCAUGGAGUUGCUCCUUCAUACUCUCACAGUUACAGUGCACCAAUUUCCAUCAAUCGCGGGUAUACGGCACCCGUGGCACCAGUGGCACCAGUGUAUUCAGUAUCACGACUUGGUUAUCACGGACUUGGACAUGGAUUGAACUAUGUAAAUGGCUGGUAAAUUUGUUAGUCGUCAAAGAUUCUUGAAGCUGCUUUUGUGUACUACGAAUGAUGUUAAAUAAUCGAAAAUUCAAUAUUUGUAUUUCUGGCUUACAACCAUUUUUGCGAAUUUUAUUCUCUAUCUUGUAUUUGAAAAAAUUGUGAUUAAAUCAUUUUUCUAUGAAAUAUUUCAUACAUAAAAAAUUGUUCCUUUACCAUUUUGUCAAUAGUGUGGAUUUUAUUUCUCAACUUUUUAACAUUUUUGUCUUAAUUGAUUUAAAUAAUCAUUUAAAUGCACACACAAUCGAUCUUCUAUUAACUUUUUACAUUCUCAUCAGAGAAGGUAUUAGAUUUAUUUAAAAUUUGACCUCCCAAGUUUUUGUUAAAUGCCCACGUUUUGAGAACCCCUGAAUGC
Messenger RNA from Belonocnema kinseyi, 832 nucleotides. RefSeq names its product cuticle protein 64-like. The coding region runs from base 53 to 439 and encodes 128 amino acids. The transcript is spliced from 3 exons. Lineage: Eukaryota; Metazoa; Arthropoda; Insecta; Hymenoptera; Cynipidae. The record is from RefSeq and is a predicted model, not a curated record.